Acaulospora colombiana is the source of this 139-nucleotide messenger RNA. The record is from the annotation of a GenBank genome assembly. NCBI's taxonomy places the organism in Eukaryota, Fungi, Glomeromycota, Glomeromycetes, Diversisporales, Acaulosporaceae.
AGCCGUAACAGUUCCUAGUAGCGUUCUCGGAACUUUGGAAGAGUUUGUCGUAUUUGGGCUACACCCGCCGGGCCCGUCGAGUCGUGUUGAUCCUGUCACAUGUCUCUCCUUAUCCCCCACCACAUUUUUAGCCAUCUAG